AUGAUAACUGGAUAUGUAAAUCUUGGAAAGAAUAAUAUAAGUUGGGAUCUCUUUAAAGCCCUGAAAAUAGAUGGGUUUAGUUAUGAUCAGUUUACAUUUGGAAGCAUUUUGAAUGGAAUUUCUUGGAUUAAUGAUUUAAAGGCCGGGAAACAAGUUCACUCUAUGAUUAUUAAGAUGGGUUACGAGUGGAAUGUAUUCUCAUCUACUGCUCUUUUAGAUGUGUAUUCAAAAUGCAAAAGGAUUCAAGAUGCUUAUCUAGUGUUUGAGUGCAUACCUGAACCAUAUUUUGUCUCUUGGAACGCAUUGAUAACAAGAUAUGCACAAAUAGGUGAUCGUGAGACUGCAUUCUUUCUAUUUGAUCGUAUCGAGAGACAUGCUAUUGGACCUGGUGAUGUAACAUUUUCUAGCCUUCUGCCGCUGCUUGAUGAUCCUAAGCUCUAUAAAGUAACGAUCCAAAUCCAUGCCAAGAUGAUAAAAUGUGGUCGAUUAAUUGAUACUGCAGCACGCAAUGCAACCAUUACUUCCUACUUUGAGUGUGGGUCCAUUGAAGAUUCACGAAAGGUAUUUGAAGAUGAGGAUGGUAUCCGAGAUUUGGUCACAUGGAAUUCCAUGCUAGCAGCUUACGUGGUUCACGAUUACAAGUCCUUUGAAGUUGAACUUUUUAUUGAGAUGCAAAGAUAUGGGAUUAAACAAGACAUGUACACAUACAGUAGUAUUCUUAGUGCUUGUUUUGGACUGAAACAUCACAAGGAAGGGAAAUCUUUGCAUGGGUUGGCGAUUAAAAGGGGUUUAGACCAGACGGUACCUUUAUGUAAUUCAUUGAUUUCUAUGUAUCUGAAAUCCAGCAGCGCAUCUAUGGAAGAUGCAAUAAAAUGCUUUGACAGCAUGGAGCUCAAGGACAAUGUAUCUUGGAAUUCAAUCCUGACUGGAUUCUCACAGAAUGGGUUGAGUGAAGAUGCUCUGAAGUUCUUUGGUGGAUGCGAUCCAAGCCACUUCCAGUUGACCAAUUUGCCUUUUCGGCUGUCAUCCGAUCUUGUUCAGAUUUGGCCACUUUACAACUAG
Molecule: messenger RNA, 1062 nt
Organism: Papaver somniferum (opium poppy)
Lineage: Eukaryota; Viridiplantae; Streptophyta; Magnoliopsida; Ranunculales; Papaveraceae
Product: putative pentatricopeptide repeat-containing protein At3g25970
Exons: 1
Coding region: 1-1062 (353 amino acids)
Biological process (GO): RNA modification
Cellular component (GO): intracellular membrane-bounded organelle
Molecular function (GO): protein binding; RNA binding
Source: RefSeq, a predicted model, not a curated record